Molecule: messenger RNA, 1116 nt
Organism: Exophiala bonariae
Lineage: Eukaryota; Fungi; Ascomycota; Eurotiomycetes; Chaetothyriales; Herpotrichiellaceae
Exons: 1
Coding region: 1-1116 (371 amino acids)
Source: RefSeq, a predicted model, not a curated record
AUGAAAAUCAAAAGUCCAGGGAGUCCUUCCUAUCACAGGGAGGAGACCUCCCUGCUUACACUACCCGUGGAAAUCCGCCAGAAGAUUCUCAUCUAUAGUCUCUCCAACAUCGACAAUCGGCUCAUCCACUCUGCUUCACGUCUGCCGUGGGUGGAACUCUAUCGCGGCAAGCCAUCCCCAACACCAUCAAUUCUGACAGUCUGUCAACAAUUACACGCUGAGUGCCAACAAGUACUCUGCCGGAAGGCUAAGCUGGUCGUGUAUCUCCAACCAGAAUCUGUGCCACGGUUACAACGUCUGGCUAUCCGGAAGUUUGUGCGAUAUCUGGAUAUCGCCAUCCCUUUACUCGAGCAAGACAGCCGGAUCUCAGUCCGCCGCAAGGCCACCACACUACUUGCCCGUCCAGCGGAGAAACUGAUCCCCAAGCUUGUGGCCGCUUUUCCCCAUGUCGAAUCCAUCACGCUGACACUAUGUCCCAUGCCGUCCCGCCAAUUGGCCGUGAUGCCAUACAUGACGGGCUGGCGCAACUACGAGCUCCGCACACUGCUGGCACAGCCGUGGCUCGCGCAAAAGGUGACGAAAGUGCGACUCCAGCUAGACGGCUCCAUGACCAAAGAGGUCCUCGAAAUGGUGCAGACGAUCGGUGCGGGCGUGGAUGACCGACCCGCACACCUGAGACAGCUACGCCAGCGGCUCGCGCAGAUCAACGAACUGCCCGGCCUCCAGGACCUCGAGAUCUACUUCACCACCCUCCUCUCCCGACCCAGCCACAACCGUCCCAUCAUCUGGACGAUCCAGCAGCAACAGCAAGCCGAAGAGGUCGGUCAGACGCCCGCAACCCCGCCCCUGACGGCCAGUCAGGCCAUGUUGACGCGACACCUCCGCACCGAGAGGCAGCAGAUGGAGGGAGUGUAUGAUCUGUUGAAGGAAUUGUUCCCGCAGACAAAGCGGUUGAAGCUGUUUCGCAUGCUGUAUUGGCGCGGCACGUUGAUGUAUGAGGUGGUGGACUUUGAGAGUGAUGUCGAGCUGGAGGUGGAGAGGCUGUUGAGCCGUAGGACGAUUGGGUCGAUGCCGACGACGACGACCCAGCGUGUGGGCAUCAGAGGGUCGCAGUGA